Messenger RNA from Dromiciops gliroides (monito del monte), 3536 nucleotides. It is a transcript of the gene STAT6, whose product is annotated as signal transducer and activator of transcription 6. The coding region runs from base 232 to 2778 and encodes 848 amino acids. The transcript has 22 exons. NCBI's taxonomy places the organism in Eukaryota, Metazoa, Chordata, Mammalia, Microbiotheria, Microbiotheriidae. Gene Ontology annotation, biological process: defense response; regulation of transcription by RNA polymerase II; response to peptide hormone. The record is from RefSeq and is a predicted model, not a curated record. Gene Ontology annotation, molecular function: RNA polymerase II cis-regulatory region sequence-specific DNA binding; DNA-binding transcription factor activity, RNA polymerase II-specific.
CCGAGGCAAGCAGAGAAGCCGGAAACGGCAGGCAGAAGCAGCCGUGGCUUGCCCUGAAGAGGAAGACCUGGGAAGAGUUGGGGUUUUGUAAUCAAGGGGGGAUACCCUAACAGGGGAGGCCCCCCAACUCGCUGGACAGAGUCACAAACCCAUGGGGCCAGGCAGUGUCCACUGAGAGAGGGAGAAGACACCAGAGGGGUUGCCAAAGGCACACCUCCUAAUUCUCAGACUAUGUCUCUCUGGAGUCUGGUUGUCAAGAUGCCCCCGGAAAAAUUCCAGGGGCUAUUUGUACAGUUUCCCCAACGACUUCGGCAUCUCCUGGGGGAUUGGCUAGAGAACCAACCCUGGGAAUUCCUCGGUGGCUCUGAUGCCUUCUCCUGCCGAUUAGCCAGUGCCUUGCUCUCUGAAACUGUCCAGCAGCUGAAGGCUGCAGCAGGAGAACAAGGAGAAGGGAGAACCACCAUGCAACACAUCAAUGGCAUAGAGAGUUUAUACCAGAGAGACCCACUGAAGCUGGUGGCCACUUUCCGACAGAUUUUACAAGGAGAGAAGGUGGCUGUCCUAGAACAGUUCCAUCACCUGCCUAUUUCUUUCCACUGGAAACAAGAAGAACUCAAGUUCAGUAUGACACUUCGGAGGCUGCAGCACCAUGUGGGAGAGAUCAGGGCCCUCCGGGAGGCCCUGCAGCAGGGACGGGACUCAAGACAAGCGUGCCUACAGAACCUGAUGGAGAAACCGGCCAAUGGAACAAGUUCAAAUGAGUCAUUGCCAAGGCUACUGCAAGAGACGAUUGGGGAGCUGGAGGGGGCCCAGGCCCUGGUGCUCAAGAAGAUUCAGAUUUGGAAGAGGCAGCAGCAGCUGGCAGGAAAUGGGGCACCCUUUGAUGAGAGCCUAGCGCCCCUUCAAGAGAGGUGUGAGAAUCUGGUGGAAAUUUAUUCCCAGCUGCAGCAGGAGGUGGGUGGGGCCACUGGGGAACUGGAGCCCAACGUCCAGGCUGCACUGAAUGGUCAGUUGGAUGAAGUCCUUCAGAAGCUGGUGACCAGCUCUUUCUUGGUAGAGAAGCAGCCUCCCCAGGUGCUAAAGACACAGACCAAGUUCCAGGCUGGAGUACGGUUCCUUCUGGGAUUUCGGCUCCUGGGGACUCCAGCCAAGACACCCCUGGUCAGGGCAGACAUGGUGACUGAGAAGCAGGCCCGGGAGCUGAAUCAUGUCCAGGGGGCAGGGGCUGGGGUGGAAAGCACGGGAGAAAUCACCAACAAUACAGUACCUCUGGAGAACAGCACCCCAGGGAACUGCUGCUCUGCCCUCUUUAAGAACUUGUUACUGAAGAAGAUCAAGCGCUGUGAACGGAAGGGCACAGAAUCUGUCACAGAAGAGAAGUGUGCUGUCCUCUUUUCUACCAGUUUCACACUGGGACCCAACAAUCUCACCUUUCACCUCCAGGCUCUGUCCCUUCCCUUGGUUGUCAUUGUCCAUGGGAACCAGGACAACAAUGCCAAAGCCACUAUUCUAUGGGACAAUGCUUUCUCAGAGAUGGACCGAAUACCAUUCAUGGUGGCUGAGAGGGUACCCUGGGAGAAGAUGUGUGAAACUCUGAACCUCAAAUUCAUGGCAGAGGUGGGGACAAGCCAGGGCCUGCUCCCUGAACAUUUCCUCUUUCUGGCCCAGAAGAUUUUUAAUGACAACAGCCUCAAUAUGGAAACCUUCCAGAACCGCAGUGUGUCAUGGGCACAGUUCAACAAGGAGAUCCUCCUUGGCCGUGGUUUCACCUUCUGGCAGUGGUUUGAUGGCGUCCUGGACCUCACCAAGCGCUGCCUCCGCAGCUAUUGGUCAGACAGGCUAAUUAUUGGCUUCAUCAGCAAACAGUAUGUCAACAACCUACUCCACGGUGAACCAGACGGCACUUUUCUCCUUCGAUUCAGUGACUCAGAGAUUGGGGGCAUCACCAUUGCACACAUCAUCCGGGGCCAAGAUGGUACGCCACAAAUUGAGAACAUCCAACCAUUCUCUGCCAAGGAUCUGUCUAUUAGAUCUCUAGGGGAUCGGAUUCGUGACCUAGCUCAGCUUAAGAACCUCUACCCAAAGAAACCCAAAGAUGAGGCCUUCCGGAGCCACUACAAGCCGGAACAGAUGGGCAAGGAUGGUAGGGGUUACGUCCCAGCUACUAUCAAGAUGACUGUUGAGCGGGACCAGCCACUACCUACUCUGGAAAGCCAACGGACUGCCAUGGUGCCCACCUCCACCUAUGACCUUCAACCCAGUCCUGAGUCCUUUCCCAUGCAGUUCGUAUCAGAGAGGGCUCCCAGGGCCCCAGUAUUUCCAGCACCCUCUGUGCAGCCUCAAUUUCAUGUACAGCCAUUGGAGGAGCCCUAUAAAAUGCUGCCCACCUUUCAAGAAUCAUCCCUACAUUCCCCGAUGGCUCCGAGAAUGAAUCAACUGAACCUGCCUUUUGACCAACCACAUCCCCAGGUUCUGAUGCCACCCACGGAUCCAGCAAUCCACAACCCCAACUCCAUGGUCUGCUCAGAUGUGAGCAUGAGUGAGGAGGAAGGGCUAGGGCAGCAUGUGUUUCCUUUAGAAAACUGGACUGAAGAUCUCCCUGCCUUGCUGCCCCCGACUGAUCAGGACCUGACCAAGCUUCUCCUGGAGGGGCAACUGGAAGCAGGGCCAGGGCCCCUGCCAAUCCAGCCUCUUAUGUCCACCUCUCACUACGGGCAGCCUGCUCUGGCACCUUCUUCUCAUCUAGACCUAAGAACCAAUCCCAGCUGGGGACCCUAGCUGGAAUGGGGGGUCUGGGAGAUCCUUCUCUUCUUAGCCUUCAAGAGACCUCCCCAGGCUCCCCCCAAAGCUUUGGAGAAGGGAACCUCUCUGGUCUGGAAUCCUGUCCAUGAUUUCUGCCCCCCCUCCACCCCCACCACGCUCACUAGGACAGUCAUAACAAGGGGCCCCCUGCCCUUCUGCUGAUACACCCACCGUCCCUCAGCGUAACAAGACUUGGUGAGGAGAAUCUGCUGUGGGCACUGCAGAGUUUCUCCUACUCCCCCAUGCCACCUCUCCUGAAUGGGAAGGGAAGGUUGGUCUGCAAAUGAGAAGUCCAAACAUGUUAGUGCAUGUCACUUUAGGCAGGAGGCACAAGCAUUCCUCAUGGAAAUGUGCAGCAGGUGGGGGUGGGGGAAGGGCACACUUCCCUCCUACUGCAUUUGUGGACGAAGGAUCCACAUGCAGAAACACAAGAGACACGAUCACACAUUUGCACUGUAGUCUGGGGCUGAAGUGAGGAGCUAGGAGGAACCAGCUCAAGGUAGUCUGGUGAUUGGGGCUUGAAGAGUGCUGGGGGUGGGGGGUGGAGAGAAGAGGAGGAGGGGUCUGUACAGCUGGUUUCUGGUAUGGGUUUCACCCAGAUUUGAAAAAUAAAUAAAAAAAACACCUUGUAGACAGAGGCUUUGUGUCUGCACAAGUCAAAAUGUGUGGAUGACUUUUCGUGUAUGAUGGUACAAAGGCAGGUCUGUUUUUGCAUGUGUAACUUUUUUUCACAA